UGGCAGUGAGUCGUGUUGUAUUUGUGGAAAAAAAUCUUGCGUCGACUGGAAUUGGGGCCCCGCCUUGUUGAAUUUUACCCAUUUCGCGCUGCUGGAGGCAUGCAAAGGAGCCCAGGAUGACGGAGAAGAUCACGCUAGCCGACGCGCUGUCCAAUGUGGAGGUGCUGGACGAGCUCUCGCUGCCAGACGAGCAGCCCUGCAUCGAGGCGCAGCCCUGCUCGAUUAUCUACAAGGCAAACUUUGAUACGAACUUCGAGGAUCGCAAUGGAUUCGUCACGGGCAUAGCCAAGUACAUCGAGGAGGCCACCACCCAUGCCAACCUGAAUGUCCUCCUCGAUGAGGGGCAGAAGCACGCAGUCAUGCUGUACACCUGGCGCUGCUGCUCCCGCGCCAUUCCGCAGCCCAAGUCCAAUGAGCAGCCCAACCGGGUGGAGAUCUACGAGAAGACCGUGGAGGUGCUGGCCCCCGAGGUCAACAAGCUGCUCAACUUCAUGUACUUCCAGCGCAAGGCCAUCGAGGCCUUCUCCGGCGAGGUGAAGCGCCUGUGCCACGCCGAGAAGCGCAAGGACUUCGUGUCGGAGGCCUACCUGCUGACCCUGGGCAAGUUCAUCAACAUGUUCGCCGUCCUGGACGAGCUGAAGAACAUGAAGUCCAGCGUGAAGAACGACUACUCUACGUACAGGCGGGCUGCGCAGUUCCUCAAGGUGAUGUCCGACUCACACACCCUGCAGGAGUCGCAGAAUCUGUCCAUGUUCCUGGCCACGCAGAACAAGAUCCGCGACACGGUCAAGGACACGCUGGAGAAGAUCGUGGGCUACGAGGACCUCCUCUCCGACGUGGUCAACAUCUGCGUCCACAUGUUCGAGACCAAGAUGUACUUGACGCCCGAGGAGAAGCACAUGCUGGUCAAGGUCAUGGGCUUCGGCCUCUUCCUCAUGGACAGCGAUGCGUGCAAUAUCAACAAACUGGAUCAGAAGAAGAAGAUCCGCCUGGAUCGCAUCGAUCGCAUCUUCAAGAACCUGGAGGUGGUGCCUCUGUUCGGCGACAUGCAGAUCGCGCCCUUCAACUACAUCAAGCGCAGCAAGCACUUCGAUUCCAGCAAGUGGCCGCUGUCCAGCUCGAACGCCAUCAGUCCCCAGGCGGAUUUGAUGGUGCACCUGCCGCAGAUACGCGAGGAUCACGUAAAGUACAUCUCCGAGCUGGCGCGGUACACAAACGAGGUGACCACCACCGUCAAGGAGAAUCCCUCGGACGCCGAGAACCGGAUUACCGCCGACCUGGCCCUGCGGGGUCUCCAACUGCUUUCCGAGUGGACCAGUGUGGUCACCGAGCUGUACUCCUGGAAGCUGCUGCACCCCACGGACCAUCACCAGAACAAGGAGUGCCCCGUCGAGGCCGAGGAGUACGAGCGGGCCACCCGCUACAACUACACAUCGGAGGAGAAGUUCGCCCUCAUCGAGGUGAUCGCCAUGAUCAAGGGACUGCAGGUGCUGAUGGCGCGCAUAGAGACGGUGCUGUGCGAGGCCAUUCGGCGGAACAUCUACUCCGAGUUGCAGGACUUUGUGCAGCUGUCGCUGCGAGAGCCGCUGCGCAAGGCGGUGAAGAACAAGAAGGACCUUAUCCGGAGCAUCAUCAUGUCGGUGCGCGAAACGUCGGCGGACUGGCAGAAGGGCUACGAGCCCACCGACGACCCGGUGGCCAAGGGCAAGAAGGAUCCCGACGGCGGCUUCCGCAUCCAGGUGCCGCGCCUCAAUGUGGGCCCCUCCUCCACGCAGCUGUACAUGGUGCGCACCAUGCUGGAGUCCCUGAUCGCCGACAAAAGUGGCGGCAAGCGCACUUUGCGCAAGGACAUCGACGGCAAUUGUCUGCUGCAGAUUGACACGUUCCACAAGACAUCGUUCUACUGGAGCUAUCUGCUCAACUUCAGUGACACGCUGCAGAAGUGCUGCGAUCUGUCACAGCUGUGGUACCGGGAGUUCUACUUGGAGAUGACCAUGGGUAGGAAGGUGAACAAGUGCUUGGUGCGUCAUCAGCACAACGAGGAGUGCAAGGAUCUGAUCACCAUGGAGAAGCGGAUUCAGUUCCCAAUUGAGAUGUCCAUGCCGUGGAUAUUAACAGAUCACAUUCUGCAAACGAAGGAGCCCUCGAUGAUGGAAUUUGUCUUGUAUCCCCUGGACUUGUACAACGAUUCGGCGUACUACGCCCUCACCGUCUUCCGCAAGCAGUUCCUCUACGACGAGGUGGAGGCCGAAGUCAAUCUGUGCUUCGACCAGUUUGUGUACAAGCUGAGCGAGCAGAUUUUCGCCCACUACAAGCAGCUGGCGGGCAGCAUUUUCCUGGACAAGCGUUUCCGCCUGGAGUGCGAGGUUCUAGGUUUCAACUUCCAAUCGUAUCCGCGCAACAAUCGCUAUGAGACCCUGCUAAAACAACGACAUGUCCAACUGUUGGGCCGUUCCAUUGACUUGAACAAACUGAUCACACAACGCAUAAACGCCAACAUGCACAAGAGCAUUGAGUUGGCCAUCAGCCGCUUCGAGGGCAACGAUAUAACCGGCAUAGUGGAACUUGAAGGUCUGCUGGAGGCGAAUAGAAUUUGCCACAAGUUGCUGAGCAAAUACUUGGCCCUGGACAACUUUGACGGCAUGGUGAAGGAGGCUAACCACAAUGUGCUGGCUCCUUACGGCCGAAUCACACUGCACGUCUUUGUGGAAUUGAACUACGACUUCCUGGUCAAUUACUGCUACAAUGCAGCCACAAAUCGCUUCAUUCGAACCAAAGUAAAUCUGUCGUCGUCGCAGGCCAUUCAGCGUGAGAAGCCGCCACAAAUGUCGCACUACUAUCUGUGGGGCUCCAAGCAGCUGAACGCUGCCUAUUCCACGCAGUAUGGUCAGUACACUGGCUUCGUGGGCUCCCCGCAUUUCCAUGCCAUGUGCCGCCUGCUGGGCUACCAGGGCAUCGCCGUCGUUAUGGACAUUAUACUGAAGGACAUUGUGAAGCCACUGAUCCAGGGCUCCCUGCUGCAGUUCACCAAGACACUGAUGAUUGCCAUGCCCAAGUCGUGCAAGCUGCCCCGCUGCGAGUACGGGUCGCCAGGAGUGCUGAGCUACUACCAGGCUCAUCUCACAGACAUUGUGCAAUAUCCGGAUGCGAAGACGGAGCUGUUCCAGUCGUUCCGGGAGUUCGGCAACAGCAUUAUCUUCUGCCUGCUCAUCGAACAGGCACUCUCCCAGGAGGAGGUGUGCGAUCUACUGCACGCGGCCCUCUUCCAAAACAUUUUCCCCAGGCCCUUUUGCAAAGAGAACGAGAAGCCAGAGGCUAAGCAAAAGCGACUUGAAGCCCAGUUCGCCAACCUGCAGAUAGUUUCGAAUGUGGAAAAGAUCGGCACUGCAAAGCAAGCCAUGAUUGCCCGCGAGGGAGAUCUGCUGACACGCGAGCGCCUUUGCUGCGGCCUCAGCAUCUUCGAGGUGAUUCUCAACCGGGUGAAGAGCUACCUGGACGAUCCGGUGUGGUGCGGUCCCCCGCCGGCCAAUGGGAUUAUACACGUGGACGAGUGUUCCGAGUUCCAUCGCCUCUGGUCGGCCCUGCAGUUCGUCUAUUGCAUUCCAGUGAGGGGCACCGAGUACACCAUUGAGGAGCUCUUUGGCGAGGGCCUCAACUGGGCGGGCUGCGUGAUGAUCGUGCUGCUGGGCCAGCAGCGGCGCUUCGAGGCUCUGGACUUUUGCUACCACAUUCUGCGCGUGCAGCGCGUCGAUGGCAAGGAUGAGGAUGUCAAGGGCAUUCAACUGAAGCGAAUGGUGGAUCGGAUUCGUCGGUUCCAAGUAUUAAACUCACAAAUCUUCUCCAUUCUCAACAAGUAUCUGAAGGGCGGCGACGGCGAGGGCUCAAAUGUGGAGCAUGUGCGGUGCUUUCCACCGCCGCAGCAUCCCUCGGUCAUAUCGUCAUCGUCGCACUACCAGGAUCCCCAGAAGCUGCGCCAGAGCAUAAACAAUUGAGGAUGCAUUUAGGCCGAUCGCAUACAAAUAGGUUAUACUUAAUCGCAGUUGAAAUUAGUUUACCCCAGGAGAGAAGCAUCGUAGAAGCUGCCCACCUUUUGACAAAGGGUAGUUUUGGCUCUAUUUGAAUUCGAUUUUAUUGCAAAUCUCUUUUGGUAUGUCGCAUUCAAUCAUACAGUACGUAAAUGUUUUAUCCAAUUAUAUAAUAGAUAUAUAAUAUUGAUUCCCCUGCUGAGGCAUUCGACUCAACUACUCGUACACUAUCCCAAAUACUCUACUCUAAGCCCCCUAAGAUAUUAUGUUUGGCCUCCCACAUUCAUGUUCCCUCGCUUCGAAACUGAAGAACACCUUCUUGCUUUGCUCCCCGAUUUGAGAAUCAAAUUAGCCAAAGAAUUGAUGACAGCACGGCGAAUUAAAAAACGAAUUGGCUUUAAACACAAUCAAAGUAUUACGAAAUAGAUGCCGCACAGUGUAUGCCUAUUAUACGACAGCCAACAUUGAGACACAUACAAUUAAUACAAUGAACAUUAUCGAAUAAAAUUUUCAUACGUAUUUCUAACAAACCCAAAAA
This is a messenger RNA of Drosophila biarmipes, 4563 nucleotides long. It is a transcript of the gene Sra-1, whose product is annotated as cytoplasmic FMR1-interacting protein. Bases 117 to 3992 code for a protein of 1291 amino acids. The transcript has 9 exons. Gene Ontology annotation, biological process: regulation of actin filament polymerization; cell morphogenesis; cell projection assembly. The record is from RefSeq and is a predicted model, not a curated record. Gene Ontology annotation, cellular component: neuron projection; synapse; SCAR complex. Lineage: Eukaryota; Metazoa; Arthropoda; Insecta; Diptera; Drosophilidae. Gene Ontology annotation, molecular function: small GTPase binding; RNA 7-methylguanosine cap binding.